Molecule: messenger RNA, 551 nt
Organism: Paramecium sonneborni
Lineage: Eukaryota; Ciliophora; Oligohymenophorea; Peniculida; Parameciidae
Source: the annotation of a GenBank genome assembly
UAUGUAAUUAUCUUAACUAAUACCUUUCAUACCUGAAUCAACUUCUUUAAUUUUAGCACCUACACAAACUAAUGGAGCUUUAUAUUUAGGAAACAUAAGUUCAUUGAUGAAAUCAUAUAAAUAAUACUAAAUUAAAGUAAAAAUCAUUUAAAUUUUAAGGCAGCAAUUACUAUUUGCGAAUUCUCCGAAUUUGACGAUAUAUAAUUAGAUAAUCAUCUAGUUAUCAAUAUUGAUGAUGAUGAUUACGAAGAUAUAUAUAAAUACUUUGAAAAAACAAAUAAAUUUAUUUAAGACAACUUAAAAGUAACAAAAAUUUAAUACUAAAAUAGAAAGGUAAUGUUUUAGUACAUUGUAUGGCAGGAAUUUCAAGAAGUGCUACAAUUAUAAUAGCAUACAUUAUGUGGAGUUAGAAGAAAAGUUAUUAAGAAAGUUUAAAUUUUGUGACUGAAAUGCGAGAUAUUGUAUAUCCUAAUAAAGGGUUUAGGGAUUAAUUAAAGGAGUAUGAAUAGUCAUUGAACAUUAAAUAAUGAUAGAAAUAAUAAUAUAUUAAU